Messenger RNA from Trametes versicolor FP-101664 SS1, 916 nucleotides. RefSeq lists its product as uncharacterized. Lineage: Eukaryota; Fungi; Basidiomycota; Agaricomycetes; Polyporales; Polyporaceae. The record is from RefSeq and is a predicted model, not a curated record. The transcript is spliced from 4 exons. The coding region runs from base 50 to 781 and encodes 243 amino acids.
GCUCUCGUACCGCUUGAGCACAUAUCAUACUCUUUAUCAUCCUGGUGAUAUGUCCGAGCCCGCAUCGACAUCAGAAGGAUCAGCGGCACCCGCUAGAGGCAGAGGAAGAGGCAGAGGAAAGUCUCGCGGAGGACUCGGCAAGUACUUACGUGCCCGAGGACGCGGCCGCGGGAGAGGCCGUCCAGCCGAGUUUGGCAAGCGACUCCUUCUCGAAGAUGAGGAACCGGAAGAGAUCGAUGACGAGGAGCAGCAGGAGGUCGAGCGCAGGUUCUCCCGCAGGCAGCUUGUCUCAAAUGCAGACCGCUACGCCGAGCCUGAACCCGAGUUGAACUCCGAAGGCGAGGAGGUCGUCGAGCCGGAGAUUGACCUGUCGUCGUUCCUGGAACGCCAGAAGUUGUCAUCUCAGCCGUCCUCCGCCCCGCCUCCGCUAGACGAAGACGAUGACGUCGAUACCACCUUGGCACAUAUCACAUCCAACCCUCAAGCCGCCUCACAGUCGAAGAAGGGGCGCGUGCAGCAAAUAGAGUGGGAUGCCGAGCUUGAAGAGCUGAGUCGGGAAAAAGCUGCCGCAGAUGCUACGAGAGACCUGAAGGCGCGUUUCCGAGCUCAGGCCGCGAAGCAACGAGGUCGUGCAGCUCCUCGCGGCGCUUCAACAUCUGCGCGAAAGCGACAACCGGAUCACUCCUACACAGAGGCGCCGCCACUCCCAACCGACGCGCCAAAACCGGAGAAGAGCGAGAAAGCGGAUAUGGAGGAUUUCUUGGACGACUUGCUCAACUAGUGAAGCGGCCUAACGUCAGAAGAUAUGUAUAACAUAACUGUAUUUGUACCAGCAACACGGGCUUCGGUGUAUAAAGAAGGCCCUCUACCUCAUGUCUCGGAGCAGGCACUCAGGAGGCACCGAAGGUCAAUUUAC